CUCCUUUCUAAUUACAAUCUCUCCUUUUGCCAAUAAUCAUUGCUUAGAAAAAACACAGCUUCUUCUUAGUAAUAAUGUUGAAAGAAGAGAGUAACGAGAGUGGUUCUUGGGCACGAGCAUGUGACACUUGUCGUUCAGCCGCCUGCACUGUCUACUGUGAAGCUGACUCUGCCUACUUGUGCACCACCUGUGAUGCUCGAGUUCACGCAGCCAAUCGUGUUGCUUCUCGCCAUGAACGUGUUCGUGUCUGUCAGUCAUGUGAGUCUGCCCCGGCUGCGUUUUUGUGUAAAGCAGACGCUGCGUCUCUUUGCACAACUUGUGAUGCUGAGAUUCAUUCCGCAAACCCACUAGCUAGACGUCAUCAACGAGUUCCGAUUCUUCCAUUAUCUGCAAACUCUUGCAGCUCCAUGGCCCCAAGUGAGACUGAUGCAGAUAACGAUGAGGAUGACCGCGAGGUGGCUUCGUGGUUACUGCCUAAUCCAGGGAAAAACAGCGGUAAUCAGAACAAUGGGUUCUUGUUUGGUGUUGAGUACCUUGAUCUUGUGGAUUACAGCUCCAGCAUGGACAACCAAUUUGAAGAUCAUCAGUACAGUCACCACCAGAGGAGCUUUGGAGGAGAUGGAGUUGUGCCACUUCAAGUUGAAGAAUCAACAAGUCACCUUCAACAAAGCCAACACAACUUUCAGUUGGGUAUCAACUAUGGCUUCUCCUCAGGAGCUCACUACAACAACUCCUUAAAGGACCUAAACCAUAGCGCAUCCGUUUCAUCAAUGGACAUCAGUGUUGUGCCAGAGUCAACAGCAAGUGACAUAACAGUCCAACACCCAAGAACAACUAAAGAGACGACAGACCAACUCGCUGGUCCUCCUACUCAGGUAGUGCAGCAGCUUACUCCAAUGGAGAGGGAGGCUAGGGUCCUGAGAUACAGAGAGAAGAAGAAGACGAGGAAAUUUGACAAGACAAUAAGGUAUGCUUCAAGAAAGGCAUAUGCAGAGAUAAGACCACGGAUCAAGGGCCGAUUUGCAAAGAGGAUAGAAAUUGAAGCUGAGGCUGAAGACAUCUUCUCAACAUCGCUAAUGUCUGAGACUGGAUAUGGAAUUGUUCCUUCCUUCUGAACUCAUAUGGCGAAGAUGGACUAGAUUGCAUGCUGUAAAUUACUUCUAGUUUGUAUUUCUACAAGUUUUUACCACAGUUUCGCAUAUGGAUCCAAUAGUUUUGUGACUUUUGUCUAACUAUUACGAGUUUAAUCAGAUAUGUUUCUAUAGCUGCAGUUGUUUAAGCAACAUCUCUCUACAUAGUCUAAUUGGUAAAAUCUUAUCGUAUGGAACAGUGCCUAUCACUCUAAUUGAAUU
Molecule: messenger RNA, 1352 nt
Organism: Arabidopsis arenosa
Lineage: Eukaryota; Viridiplantae; Streptophyta; Magnoliopsida; Brassicales; Brassicaceae
Source: the annotation of a GenBank genome assembly